Molecule: messenger RNA, 5577 nt
Organism: Populus trichocarpa (black cottonwood)
Lineage: Eukaryota; Viridiplantae; Streptophyta; Magnoliopsida; Malpighiales; Salicaceae
Product: pentatricopeptide repeat-containing protein At1g62930, chloroplastic
Exons: 4
Coding region: 141-1934 (597 amino acids)
Molecular function (GO): protein binding
Source: RefSeq, a predicted model, not a curated record
UCCCAUCUAUUUUUCUUUUCAUUCCUUGAGAGAGAGACGCACCUGCUUCCACGAAUCCCUUUCUUCAAUCUCCGUCGUUUUGGGCAAUUUUUCACCAAAAAAAGGACCGCAAGGAGAAGGAAAAACACAGAGGAAGGUCGAUGGUGAUGAUGAUGGCGGCGGCAGUGAGACGAGGUUCAGAAGCCUUUUUUAUUGGGUCCCAGAUUCAGCAAUGCCAAAUGAAAAUAAUGGGUAUGAUUCUUCUUCUAUCUCCAACCACUCCAUCACUGUUGUCUAGCAACCACUCCAACUCCAUUUCUUCUUCUACCUGUACAAGUAGCAGCAGCAGUAGCCGUAACCGUAGAGAUAAACGCAAACACGAUGAUGCUUGCUCUUUUAGAAACAUUGAUGAUGCCCUUGCUUCUUUCAAUCACAUGCUUCAUAGGAAACCCCUGCCUUGUAUUAUCCAAUUCACUAAAUUAUUGUCUGCAAUUGUCAAAAUGGGACAGUAUUACGAUACUGUGAUUUCUCUUACCAAACAAAUGGAAUUAGCUGGGCUCUCUCCUAAUAUUUAUACCCUUUCUAUCUUGAUCAAUUGCUUCUCCCACUUGCAACGUGUUGAUCUUGCCUUCUCUGUCUUAGCCAAAAUCAUUAAACUUGGUCUUCAACCCACUAUCGUCACAUUUACCACCUUAAUCAAUUGGCUCUGUAAAGUGGGUAAAUUUGCCCAAGCCAUGGAAUUAUUUGAUGACAUGGUGGCAAGAGGGUGUCGACCUGAUGUCUACACUUAUACUACGAUUAUCAAUGGCUUAUGUAAGAUCGGGGAAACUGCCGCGGCUGCUGGAUUGCUUAAGAAAAUGGAAGAGGCAGGCUGCCAGCCGAAUGUGGUGACAUACAGUACAAUCAUUGACAGUCAUCGCAAAGAUAGGCGGGUGAAUGAGGCUUUAGAUAUCUUCUCUUAUAUGAAGGUUAAAGGCAUUUCCCCUGAUAUUUUCACUUACAACUCUUUGAUCCAGGGCUUAUGCAAUUUCAGCCAAUGGAAGGAGGCUUCGGCAUUGCUAAAUGAAAUGAGGAGUUUGAAUAUCAUGCCGGAUAUUGUCACCUUCAACGUGCUAGUUGAUACAAUUUGCAAAGAAGGCAAGGUUUCAGAGGCUCAAGGUGUGUUAAAAACAAUGACUGAAAUGGGUGUGGAGCCUGAUGUUGUUACGUACAGUUCAUUGAUGUAUGGAUAUUCCUUGCGGUCGGAAGUUGUUGAAGCUAGAAAGUUGUUUGAUGCCAUGAUAACCAAGGGUUGUAAACCUGAUGUGUUUAGUUAUAACAUCUUAAUUAAUGGAUAUUGUAAGGUGAAAAGGAUAGAUGAGGCCAAGCAGCUUUUUAAUGAAAUGAUUCAUCAAGGCUUAACUCCAAACAAUGUUAGUUACAACACUCUUAUUCAUGGCUUGUGCCAGUUAGGCAGUCUUAGGGAAGCACGCAAUCUUUUCAAGAAUAUGCACACUAAUGGCAACCUCCCAAAUCUAUUUACUUACUCAAUAUUGCUUGAUGGUUUUUGCAAACAAGGUUAUUUUGGUAAGGCAUUCAGACUGUUUCGAGCAAUGCAAAGUACUUACUCGAAGCCUAAUCUGGUGAUGUAUAACAUCCUGAUUGAUGCCAUGUGCAAAUCCGGGAACCUUAGAGAUGCAAGGAAACUGUUUUCAGAACUCUUUGUCAAAGGGUUGCAGCCUAAUGCUCAGAUAUACACUACAAUAAUAAAUGGACUUUGUAAAGAAGGAUUGUUAGAUGAAGCAUUGGAAGCUUUCCGAAAUAUGGAAGAGGAUGGCUGCCCUCCAGAUGAAAUUUCUUAUAACGUUAUUAUUCGAGGUUUUCUCCAUCACAAGGAUGAAUCAAGGGCAGUGCAACUUAUUGGAGAAAUGAGAGACAAAGGUUUCAUUGCAGAUGUGGGGACCACAGCUUGGUAGAAGAUCUGUUUUCUAAUGAAGACAAUCUUGUUCUGAAGAAGUAUCGAGGCUUAUGUGAAGUUCGUCAAGGUUAAAAGGUGAUGUAAAUUUUUAUUUCUCUAUGCUGCAAAUUCAUGUGGAAAAUAGUAAGUAAUUUUUCCUCAACGUGUAAGUUAGUUUUUAGUUCAAUCAUGUCAGCAUUUGAACAAUGACAUUAGUUACUUGCUACCACAUAAUUGGAAUUGAUAAACUAAAUGUUCAUCUUGAUGAAUGGUUGUGGUCGUACAUUGAAUCAGAUUUCUAUAUAAUAUUUUCAGUAGCCAGCAAAAUGUUGUUGUUAUGCAAUCCGCCUGCAAGAUGUUUACUAAAAAGAUCAUUGCCUUUCGAUCUUUUGUGUUGCUGAGCUUCACUGAUAUUUUGAGUCUGUGAAGAUCUAUAUUGUCCUCUUGAGCUUCUUUUUUUUCUUGAGUCUGUUUGUGUGUGAAUGAUCAAUUAUGGGAAUUUUCAGAUACUUAGGAAAGGAGAUUCUAGUAGAUCUAGGUAGCUGAUUUUUUAUUUAAGGAAUUUUUUAUGAAUUAUUCAUAGAGCUAGAUGUACAAACUUGUGCUGCGGAAAGUAUUUUAUGAUAGCAUGCAGUUCAGGGAACUGUUAUGCUCAUAUCUACUUUACAAGAAAGCUUUUGAGCUGGGAUAUGAGAGGUCUACGUUGUUAUGCUUUAGUUUGUAAGAAAAGUCUGAAAAAAAUGUAGUGCAUAAUUCAUCUUCUUCUAUGCUGAUUUAUACAGCAAGGUUUGAUGGAAUUGAUCAGAAAUCAUUGACAUAUUUGAAUUUGAAUGUUAAAGUAUGGUCUUCCUUGUAUGUCAAUUAUUGGUGCUUUUGGAGGUUCUUGUAAGUAGCGUUUGGUGAAGAGACAAAGAUAGUGGAGAUAGAGGGGACAUGUCCCAUGUACCUAUUGAUUUGAAAGGACAUGAAAUUACUCCAAAACUAUCCCAAAGAUGGAUUUAUUUUAUAUCUCUGUCCUUCCAACCAAACACUUACCUAUCCUUUUUGUAUUUGUCCUGUGACACUAAAUGGUUUGGUUGAUGUGCUUGUUGCUGUUAUAUUGUCAUGGUUCCAAAUAUUCCAAGCUGGUUUCGAUGAAAAUCAUAGUCCUUGAACGUGGAAGUGAACGGCCCAACCUAUUGAACAUGGAGUGAACAGCCCAACUUAUGAAACAAGUGUGACCCCAUAGUCAGUGAAAAGAACCAUGCUUUGAAAGUGGCAGUUCAGUGAAAGGCUAAUUGUUGGAUCAGUUGAAUGCUUUAUUUAUAGAACUGGAAUUUGCUGCUGAUACUUGCAUUGUAUCUAGAUCGUGAAAAGAAACUUCUUUAAAACAAGUAGUCCCUUAGGUUGUCGCUUAGGAUCCAUGUGUCAUACUUACUGUUUUUGAAACUUCUUGAAGAAAUGUUCUUUACAGUAUUUGAAAUUUGCGAAUAUUGGUGGGUACUAGACACCCUGUGGAGGCUCAAUUUUUCUCAACAAUUUGGAAAGCAAGUAUAGUGCUUAUUGGAUACUGCCUGGGCUAAUUUAUCUACAUUACACAAAAAAACUAAAUGGGCUCAUGGUUUCACUAUACACCCAGAGACAGAAUCACUGUGGAUUCAAAUAGUGGCUGGCUUCCUCAAUUUUUCUUCUCAUUCAUGGGUGUCUUCUUCUUGAAGCGGAGCCUGCUUGCAAUUUGUGCUUUUCGAGGACUGGGUUUUUUGGGGAUUGUGUGCAGCUCCUCGAUUCCUGCGGCUGCUUAAUUUUCUUUGAUUUGACGUGGGACUGGGGGUUCUACGCUGCCCUGUGAUAGUUAGCUUGUUCUGUGUUUUGUCCCUUUUUUCAGCACAGUAGGGUCUUGCCAUUGGGACAAAGAAGAAAAGGGAGGAAAAAAACCAUUGCAAGCAUGCUCCCAAGUCACCCAAAGAAGAGAAGUGAAUCGAGGGGAAAAAACUCAUUAUACUGUGUGAAUCCACAGCAACAACAAGUCUAUGUAUAUAGUUUGGUUAAGAGAAGAGUAGAGAGGGUGGUUGGAUUCAGGAAUGCCUCAACAACCAGGGAGAGCCGUUAAUCAGAAGGGGCCAAUGGUUUAGGGUUUGUGAUUUGUUUUAAAAUUGGGAAUUGGGGUUUCCUUGAUUUGGAACAACACAGCAAGCAGUGGUAGCCAUCACAGAUUUUCUUGAUCAGGCCAUUAAUGAUUUGGAGACAGAGAAUUUCUUGACAGUGGAUUUCAUCCCCUGACUUUUGGAACACACACCUCCGUGCCGUUUCUUUUCAGUGUUUAUACAGGUGUCUUUGCAUGUUGUCAUUUGUUGUGUAUUCUCCUUGGGGUUUUAGAUGCCCUUUUGUGGGGGCCCGGUUCUUUUUCUGUUGAUGAACAAGGUUAAUAUUUGUAAUCUCCUUGAUGUUUUUGAAGUUCUUUUGUUCGGGCCUGGUGUGUUUUUAGAUUCGGAACGAGGUAAGAUAGGGAAGAAGACAAUGCAACGUUCAAUGCUGAUAGCUCAUCGGGGGAUGAUGCCUCAUUCCAGACCAAGGAGGUGGCAGUGUUGGCCAGCUGGUUUGCUUAAAAUGCCUAAAUAGCUUUUCUUUUUCCUUUCCUUUUUUCCCUCUCUUGUGUGGAUUGUUUUCCCUUUUUCUUCUGCAUCUCUUUUUUUUUCCUAUCAAUCAUUGACUAUUUUUCCUUAGCCCGUAGUGGAGUGUAGGCAUUAGACUAGUAUAUACUAUGCUAUCAUGGAAAAAAAAUUUGGGUUGUCCACUUGCUUUGACAAGAUGAAAUAUGAAAGAAAUUUGUGUUUCUAGUGCAGUGGGUAUUAGAUACCACGUGGUCUUUUUGCUUAGCCAUUCUCUUUUUGGCUUGUUGCAAUUAACUUAUUUUAUCCUUAAUGAUCCCAUUUAUCAAAAAAGAAAAAAAAGCUAACUAAAUAUAUAUUAUAGCCUAUAGUGUAAUUCUAAUAGAAAAAGUGAAACCUUUGAUAUUGAAAAUUGGCUUACCUAAAAGAUGAUAAUGAUCCGCUGUUUCUAGCCAUGCCGUGAUGAAAAUUAUGAGUAACGAUUCCUUUGAUAGUUCAUGUUGUUGUAAUGUAUAAUGUGAUGCAAGCUUUGUAUUUGGUUCUGGAUGAUUCUUUCAUGUCUUGUAUUCCAAUAUCUUGCAGAUACCAAGAACAGUUACAAGUGACAAUAAAGGGUCUCCUGCAACUCUUAGAAAAGGCAGGAUGGUGUUGAGAGAUGAUGAUUUUCCAAUGGAUAGCUCAUGGCAAGCCACAAGAAGCAUGUGUCUUUCUCGUAGCUGUAAUUUAGGGUAAGGUUGCCAAUUAUAUGCCGCAGGCAGUCUCAGUCACAGCCUUGGUAUCUAUGGUCAGCUCGCACAGCCGUGUACAGCGUUGUUCUUGAACUGAAAGAAAGCCAAGUACUGUUUUCUUCAUGAUGCUUUUCACGAUAACGAUCCUGAGGAUGUAUCAGACAAGACAUUGGAAAAUAACAGCAGUUUAAGCUCAGUCAAAGAGGAGACCCGUUCUCGAACCCAGAACAUUUUUUUGUUUAUUAUGGCCAUCUUUUCUUCAUGAUGAUUUUCAUUGAAUCAUUAAAUAACAAUUAUUAAACAAGGAAAGGAAAAUCUGCUAUGCAAUUUGAUCAGUUUAAUAAAA